AUGACUCAACUAAAUGAACAACUUCGAAUUAUUGCUCAACCCAAGGCACUCUAUCGUGAACGAUAUGGUAGUGAACAUUUUAAAACUGGAAAUCGAGUGCAACGUUACAUUCGUGCUGAAGAUAAUCAGCUGAACUUCGAAUAUCCAACGAUAGAGAUACGGCGAGAGUGGAGUGAUGCGGCUCUACCUCAAUACAUUCGGGUAGCUUCCGUCACUGUGCCAACUGAUAUGGAAUCCAUCGUAUGUGUGCAUCCAUAUCCAAUUUAUCCUGAUGAUUUUAGUAUUUAUAAAGACGCUGAUAACAAUGCCGUAUAUUUUCCGAUCACAAACGCCGAUUUUACAAACGGACGAAAAAGUUUCCUCCUUACGCGGAAAAAGUUGCUACAGAGUGCACUCAAAUUACACGGUCCCUUACGAAUUGUCGGCUCUGGUCAAAGUCAUAUUCUUGGUAUCAUCAAAAAAUCCCGCAGCAAACAUCUAAUUGAAACAUAUAAGUUGUGGAAAUCGCAACUUCUUUUUUCUCGAGUCGAACGCGUCAGUGAUGGUAUAUUUAAUCUAUGUACAAAUUCUUCUGUAUUAUCACAAGUGAUGUCUGACGAAACCAAUCAGCAACAUAAAGAUACUGUUGUUCCGGUCGUCAUGCCAAGCGAUCAUAUUGAAAAUUGCGGUAUGUGUGUACCAGACAAGGGUAACUCGGCAGGUGGCGAUACGAUUUUGAUGGUGCUUAAUACACUGAAUCGGGACAAUCGAAUUUUACUCAACAUCAUUUUCAUUAUAACUUUUAUCUUUCGAGCGAAACAAGUAUUUCAUGUACAGAGUCAUGCACUUUUCUUGAGCUGUAUGGCUCAAAUAUCACUUGCUAUUUUUCGAGGACCUUUAAGACUUUAUUUCUACCGUUAUAAUGGUUGUUUACCUGUAGCUGGUACUCCAUUAUGCCAAUUUAAUGUUUAUCUUAUCUACAUUCCAACUCAAAUCAAUAAUUUUCUUGUUGUUCAACUUUCCAUUGAACGUUUGUUGCUUGUUGUCAAACCUUUGAUAUUUCAUCAAGCUCGUCAUCAGAACUGUUCUCGGGCUAUUUUUAUUCACUAUAUCGGUCUCUUCGUAGCUAUUGUCUUUCCCUGUUUUUAUUAUCCGAUUAUUAUGCAGCAUGGAGCAGCGACAAUUGAUCUUAACAAUCCUUCGAUAACUCAAACAUAUGAUCUCUGGUAUUCACAAGAGAUUUAUGAAUUAUUUGAUUUACUAAUUACAUUUGUCCCAUAUUUUCUUAUUUUAAUUAGCUGUCUACCCUUCAUUGGUCUUGUUUUAUAUCGCAAAUAUGCUCUAGGUUAUCGGCAAGGCAGACAAGUUGGUACACGAAAUCAUCAUCGCCUUCUUUUUUCUCUUCAUUUAUUUCUGUUUUGGUUUCUUUUAACAUGGUCACCUAGGAUUCUUUAUAACUUCUUUCAAACUAUCUUGAACCUAACCUAUUCUGUUUUUAUUGACGCAAUUACUACAUUCAUUGUCUACCUGAAUUAUACUUUUAGUUCAACAAUUGUUCUAAUCACAUUCGAAGAAAUGCGCCAGUUUUGUUUUGUUAAGUUUGGUUUUCAACGGAUACUUUCUUUAUUUCAAAACCGUAUUGAACCAGGUCAGCCUGUUCGUUAUGUGGCAAGAAAUCAACAUAUAAUUCAUGCUCUAUAG
Messenger RNA from Adineta steineri, 1680 nucleotides. Lineage: Eukaryota; Metazoa; Rotifera; Eurotatoria; Adinetida; Adinetidae. The record is from the annotation of a GenBank genome assembly.